Lactuca saligna is the source of this 1743-nucleotide messenger RNA. Lineage: Eukaryota; Viridiplantae; Streptophyta; Magnoliopsida; Asterales; Asteraceae. The record is from the annotation of a GenBank genome assembly.
AUGGCCGCCACCGUCGAGCCGUUACUGCAAAAGUGCGCCACCCUCUCCCACAUCAAACAACUCCAAGCUCACCUCAUAACCACCGGUGUUUUCCAAUUCCACCCUUCUCCUCGUUCCAAGUUUCUUGAAUUUUGCGCCACCUCCUCUGCCGCUGGAAGCCUCCUCUACGCUGCUGACAUUUUCCGUCACAUAGCCUCCCCAGUCACCAACGACUGGAACGCCGUCAUACGCGGCCUCGCCCAGAGCCAUCAACCAACCGACGCCGUCACCUUUUACCGCCAAGGCUUGCGCAUGCUCACGUGCAAGCCGGACGCUCUCACCUGCUCUUUCACCCUCAAAGCCUGCGCUCGAGCGUUAGCUUGUAACGAAGCUAACCAAAUCCAUUCGCAAGUGGUUCGAUUUGGGUUCAUAGCAGACAUUCUACUGCAAACAACCUUGCUGGAUGUCUAUGCAAAAUCCGGUUAUUUAGACAAUGCACACAAACUGUUCGAUGAAAUGUCUAAAAAAGAUGUCACAUGUUGGAACGCAAUGAUCUCUGGGUUGGCUCAAGGGAACCAACCCAACGAAGCAUUGCAACUCUUUACAAGAAUGCGAGAUCUCAGAUUCAAGCCCAACGAGAUCACGGUUCUUGGCGCCCUCUCAGCCUGUGCCCAACUGGGCGUAGUACGCGAGGGCGAGAACAUAUACAGUUACAUAAAAAACCAAAACCUCGACACAAACGAGCAAGUUUGCAAUGUUGUAAUUGACAUGUUUGGUAAAUGUGGGUAUGUCACAAAAGCUUACCAAGUUUUCAAUUCCAUGAAGUGCACAAGAACUCUUGUUACAUGGAACACUAUGAUCAUGGUCUUGGCAACAAAUGGAGAAUCCCUCGAAGCACUUAAAUUGUUCGAUCAAAUGAGUAAAGAAAGAUUCCGACCCGAUAACGUGAGUUAUCUUGCGGCUCUUUGUGCUUGUAAUCACGCGGGAAUGGUGGAAAAUGGGGUCGAAUUGUUUGAAAAAAUGACUAAAGAUGUCUCGGUUGUUCCUAAUAUCAAGCACUAUGGUACUAUGGUUGAUUUAUUAGGGAGAUCGGGUCGAUUACACGAAGCUUACAAUGUCAUUGAUUCGAUACCAAUAAAACCCGAUGUUAUUCUUUGGCAAACUUUGUUAGGUGCUUGUAAGACGUAUGGGAAUGUAGAAAUGGCGGAAAAGGCGUCAAGAAAGCUAGUUGAAAUGGGGUCAAGUAGUGAUGGGGAUUUCGUGUUGCUAUCAAAUAUAUACGCGGCUCAACGUAGAUGGAAAGAUGUGGGAAUCGUGAGGGACACGAUGAGAAAUAAAGAAGUUAAGAAGGUUCCAGGGUUUAGUUACAUUGAUGUUGACGGUGUGAUACAUAAGUUUGUGAAUGGAGAUAGGAGUCAUUUGAAUUUGGAAGAGAUUUAUAGGAAGAUUGAGGAGAUUAUGGGUCGGAUUAUGGAAUACGGAUAUGUUGCGGAUACAGGUUAUGUGUUACAUGAUAUAGGGUUAGAGGAGAAAGAAAACGCUCUGAGUUAUCAUAGCGAGAAGUUAGCAGUCGCAUUUGGGUUGAUUAAAAUGAGCAAUGAAAGCAAUCCGAUACGCAUCAACAAGAAUUUGAGGAUAUGUGGGGAUUGUCAUGAGGUCAUGAAGCUUGUUUCAAAGGUUUAUAAACGUGAGAUUAUCGUAAGAGAUAGGACUCGUUUUCAUAACUUUAAAAACGGAUCAUGUUCAUGUAAAGAUUAUUGGUAG